CCCACUCCACUGACGCCGCCAUUUUCGCCUCUUUGUUCGCCAAGUAGAGUGUUAUUUGUCGUCUUAUCCUUGAAUUUGGGGAUUUUACACGUAGUUCAACAUCGUCGUCGUAGUUGUCAACGACGUUACCUGUUUGGGAAGGAAGGAACAACGCGUUUGAGGUGAUCGCCAAUAGGAAGUUCAAAAUUGAGGUAUGGACGGACAUGGCCAAGCAGAGAAGGAAGCUAGCGAGGUGCUUCGCUCGUUUAACAUCAUCGGGGCUCCCCGCUCCACACAGAAUGAACCACAGAACCUUUCUACAAGUACUGGUACCUCGCAGCCCAUGGUGAUGGUGCCCCCACACCCACCACCACAAUGGCACAUCCAUCCACAGCCUGUACACAUAAUGGCUUAUCAGCCUCAAGGAAAUCCUCCAACAUCUCAGAGUGACAAUAACAGUAACCAACAACCUCCCAGUGGGCAACAACAACAGCAACAACAACAACAACCACAGCAGCAACAACAACCACCACAGCAGCAACAAGGUCCUCCACAGCUGGCCCACAUGACUGCAGAUCAGCUGUCUCAGCUUCAACCUCCCCCCUUAGAGCACUCCAUAUGGUCAACAACUGACAUGGAUGGCCAGAAUGGCAUGAACUCCAACUACACCAUGAGUGAUAUUCAGAGCCAGGAAGGAGAUACCACACUCAACACCAAUGAUAUUAAUGAAGAAGAACCUGAAACUAAACCGAAAAUCAAGAAAGAAGUUAAGAAGAAGAGAAAAUUGGCAGAUCUUUUAGCGGAGGGUAUUGACCCCACAAAAUUAGAGGAAAAUAGUGAUCAAGUGAGAGAACGUUUUGGGAAAGGUUGUGAGUGUGAGGGAGACAAUUGCUUCAAAAAUAUGAAUCCAGAGUUUGUGUUUCGACACAGAUUAAAUAUCGCAGAAUUAACCAAGAAUGAACACGACAUGUACCUAAUGGGAGUGACAAUGGCAUGUUUAGCUAAUCCAGAAGAAACUUCGCGUCACAAAGAAAGGAAAAGACUCAGGGCAUCGUAUGUCUUCCAAGGGAAGAAAGUAUGCCUAGAUGCUUUCUUAUACUUGGAAAACUGUACACAUUAUCAACUGAAAGCCAUUAGAAAGCAUGUUAUGGUUAAUGGUGUUACUCCUAGAGUGCAUGGCAACCAUGGUAAAAAACCACCAAACACAUUUCCUCUUGACACCUAUCAGCAUGCUGCUGCUUUUUUACAGAGUUACAUUGCUAGAUAUUCCCCAAACACGAACACUCCUAAGAAACCGAAUAAAUCGGGCAAAUCUCCUCCAGUUUAUCUACCAGCUGAUAUUACAAGAAAGAAGAUUCACAAUGCCUAUAAGGAAUAUUGUGAACAUUUUGAGCCAGAUGUCAAGGUAAUGGGUUAUUCAUCUUUCAGACAUUUCAUGAAAGAGCAAUUUCCCAAUGUUAAGUUCUUCCGAAUGGACAAAAAGGCUGAACGUGCUAUGGGUCCAAGUGAUGAUGACGACGAGGAAAAUGACAAUGCCACUGGUGCACAGAAUCCACCGGCUCAGCCACAGGAACAACAGCAGCAGCAGCAGCAACAGCAGCAGCAGCAGCAACAGCAGCAACAACAACAACAACAACAGCAGCAGCAGCAACAACAACAACAACAGCAACAACAACAACAACAACAACAGCAGCAGCAGCAACAGCAACAAAAUCAGAGACAAGAUCAACAGCGUGUAGACACGGGUGCUCAGCAGGUGAUGCAACAGCAACCAGCACAACCACCACAGGAGCCCCCAAAGGAUGCUCGUAAUACACCUCCAGUAACAGCAACACCUACUGCUACUGUUCCACCGAACACUCAUCCUGGGGUGCCUGUUUCCAUGCCACAUGCACCCAUCAGUACUAAUUACCCUGCCUAUUCUCACGUCCAGUUACCCCUCAAUUUACAGACACAGCAGCCUUUAUACUCUGCGUGUAUGCAGCCUGGUAUGUUUGCCCCAGGACAAGCACCAACUCAAGUACGGCCUACAGGUUUCCCUUACACUAGUCUGUAGGUAACAGAAUCACAUAAGCAAAGUGUCACACACUUGUAUAUGAGCAGAUCAUGAUUUUGUUUGGUUAUUUAACUCCAAGAAAAUGGGACCAGGACAACUGUUUCUGUAUAUGAUGUCUCCAGAUAUAAUUAGUCCUGUUUGUUAGGAGGUAUAGUACUGCUAGACUCAAUAAGUAGGUGCUAGUAACAGCCAGCACAAGAGUGCCUCUACCACAAAUGUUCCCAUCAUUAAUUUGUAUGGGUCAUUUGAAUAUUACUUACUAAUGGCUUCCUGAACAUAAUUCAGGGGUUAUAACCAGAAUUUGGGUGUAUGCAGGUUAUUGAAAACACUGGGUGCAACAUCAUUCAAAUUGCAGUGCCUAGUGCUCCUCUGUCCUCUGGAAUUCUGUUGUAAUUAUAAGAGGCAGAGUGAAUAGUACCUGACAAUGCGGGUUGAUGUGUAUAUUUGGCAGCUGAUCUUUCUAAACUGUUUCCACACACUUCACUGAAUCAUCUGGUGAGACCUAGCUCUAGCAGGUUAUGGUCGUCAACAUAAGAGUUAGUGUUGAUGCAAGAUCUCGAUAAAGGCUGUGGAUUUUUUUUUUCCUAUUUCAUAAGAUAGAAUAUUAUAGGUUAGUAUACCCAUGUCAAGAGAAUAUUUAUAGUUACUCAAAAACCCAUUUUAUGUCCAGACCUUUUCAUUGUCGAGCUAAGAAUAAUUUUUUUUAAGUAAGUACUGUAAUGUGUUUAUUGCAAAAUCUCAAAACAUUUAAAAGAAAAAUCCCAGUUCAGUAUUGAAAUAUGUACAUAUUUUUAUUGAAGCUAGAAUGCAGAGCAAGGGGAUGGUUUAUAAGAGUUGGCUAAAGAUUAUGUGCCUGUUCCAUUUCAUGUUUUCAUACAAUAUUUCUCAUCAUCAUCAUUUCUUAAUUUAGUGUUAUUUCGAGGGAAUUGAUUUUCAGCAGUGCUGCUGUGCAUUUUUCAUUGUAUACCAUAAGGGCAUUGUUAUGCAUGGAGUUCCAAGCCACUGUAUAGGCCUUAGCUUUCCAAGUACAGUAUAUAAACAUAGAUAAUUUGAUAUGAGCAGUUAAGGUUUGCAGGUAAUUAUGAAUAAUUGUUCAUUCCAAAUGGGCAUUAAUUUCCAUAUCCAGUUGCCAAUAGUUGCCUCUCAAAAGGAGAAGGUAGAUUACUGUGUACAUUGUUUGUAAAUAUAGUAUAAAGUUGUGAGGGGGGGGAUGAACUAUUUUUCAUUUGGAGUAGUGCCAUGGAAGGCAAGAUUGAAUGACAUCUGAGGAAUGACAUGGGUAAAGUAUAUUUACUGUGUUACCAGGUAAAAUUAUAGUAUACGUUACAACAAACCAUGCUGGUAAUUCGUUUGAUAUUACCAGAUUCAAGUGCCAAACGAGCAUCCAUUGUGCUCUUCUUUAUUAUUGUUAUUAUUAUUAUUUUUUUUAGUGCCGCUAUGCAUAUACCCAAGGUAAUUUUACCUUAUGUUUUGGGAAAGGAUUUUUCAUGAAAUCUUCAUGAUAAAAGAUCUCUCAACUUAUUUAUUAAGAUAAUUAACAUAUUUACCUUUUACUUAAUAAAUUCUCACCAUUUGUCUUGGUAAACAGACUAAAUCUUGCUUCCAUACAUCACUUUUUGACAAAUUUAUUGUGGCAAUUAUUUUCUCACACCUUUGUUCAAAAUGUAGCUCUUGUAUAUGCAUUUCUUAAAAAAUAUACCUAGGAUUUGCCCUUAGGGGUCAUGCCAUGAUGAACAAGAAAAGCAGGACAGUGACAAACACCUUCACUAUUUUUAAAAUAUUGGAAGUCAUUAGUGCAAUGAUGAUCUAUAGCAGUUACCAGUCAGUACAGAGGCAAGAUUUCAAUACCUUUUUUUUUAUACCACAUAGCAUAUUGUUUGGAAUAAAUGUCCAAGCCUGUGUUUCAUAAAUUCACUUUGUCUUUGAUAUCUUUCAUCAGUUUAAUAAAUAUUUUUUUCUAUCAUUUUAUUGAGUUCAUCAUUACGUUACAUAAUAUUACUCUUACCAAAUAUCUCUGCACCUUGCUACAAUUGUUUUGAUAAUUCAGAUUUUAUUCAUGCCUCUGCACAAAAAAAUCAUUGUUGUCAUUCAUUAUAGUGCUGGUGAUAAAGAUGAUGUGCACACAUCACUGAAUUGUUUGAAGGAUAGUGAAGAUGAUUAUCACGGUCUUGGUUCUUAUAUGCAUUAAUCGUGAACAUGUCUCUCACUUGUAACUUAUUUAUACUGUACCUGUAGCUUUAAAUUUUCCCUUAUUGUCUCAUCCUCUGGCUUUACAACCUUCACUGCAGGGAUGAGUUUGGCCUCUUAUAACCUGAGUUGUUAUUUUUUUAUGAAAUAUUUAAUGUAAGGUUUUCUGUUUUUCAGUUAAAUGACAAAUAAUUUUUCAGUAAUGUCCAAUUUGUCUUUUAUCAUAAUGACAUUUAAAAAUGAUUACUUAAUUGUUCAUUUACAAUCUACCUCCCUUUCUAGAAAUCAACUUCCUCACCUCAAGCUUGCCUUCUCUAGUCUCAAACAGUUUUGCUUUCCUCUGUCAGUUGCAAGCGGAGGUUGUUGGGUGGAAUUUGUUACGAGCCAACAGUUUCUCUCUCACACAGCAAAUGCAAGUUAAUGGGAAGCCAUUAUAUAUAUUCACAUAAAGGGGUCUUAUUCGUGUUACCUCACUCAAGUUUUGACUGUGUAGUCAAACAGUAAUAAAAGUGGGGUGAAUUAAGGUCGGGUGGAUAUUAUUAAUUGGGCAGCUUUUGUGUUGUAUGUAUAUAAUUGAUCUCGGCAGUCAUUAAUUACAAAUUCUUGUUGGUAAUAUUAUAAAAGCAUUUUUGGUUUAUUUAUUUUUUUUAACUUAUUUUGUUUUUUCUAUGUCCCUCAUUGUGAUGUCUUGUAGGAGUCUGAUGGAAAACCUUGGAAUACUUUUGUAUUAUCAUUCCUAACUCAUCCUCCCAGUAUUGUGAUAGAUGCCAUCCUGAUCACCAGUACCCCAUCAUAAUGAUAUCAUCCUGAUCACCAUUAACCAUCAUGGCAGCACCAUUCCAAUCACCAAUGACCAUCUUAACAUUCUUCUAAUCAUCAUCAUCAUACCAACACCAUCCUUAUCACCAUCAAACCAUCAUUCCACCACCAUUCUAAUCACCAUUAAUCAUCAUAGCUUUACCAUCCUAAUCACUGUUAAAUGUCAUAGCACCACCAUCUUAAUCAUCAUUAACCAUCAUAACAACACCAUCCUAAUUACCAUUAACCAUCAUAGCUCAGCUUCCUAAUCACCAUUAACCAUCAGAGCAACACUAUCCUAAUCUGCAGGAAGUCAUCAUUGAGUACCUUCCUGAUCACCCGGAGCCCAUGAGAGCACAAAAUCCAUUCAGUAUUAAAUUGUAUGAUACUUUUUUUUUUUUUUUUUUUGCUUCUCUUUUAUGUAUCUUCUUAUUUAUACAAAUUUACUUGGAUGUUAUGCAUUGUUAUUUCAGUUUAUAUAUGAAAUGCACUUGGGAUGUCUCAUUCUCUUUUCUACUCCAACUAUUCUUAUGCUGAUUGUGUCUUGAGUGUUUGAUAAUAGUGAAGAAAAGAUUGUCCAAAAUAUAACUUAUUUAUUUUUAUCUUUGUCUCGUUGAAUGUUGGUGGUUUCUUGUUUGCCAAGUCAUCUUUCUCUAUUUCUCCAAACUACUUUUUGGUGGUGUCUGUAUCAUUCCUUAUUAUUGUAUUUUAUUUAUUGAAAUUAAAAAGCCUUCAUCUUGCAACAUGGCAUAAAGAAACAUGUUCUUUAGUACUUCAGGGGAGUUGUAAAGCUAAAUUGGCUACUGUCAUAUACAGGUACCACUAUGUAUGCUGAGUGUCUUUAAUGCCUACUUUUUCAAAGAUUUAAUUUUUGUUUUUAUUGCCAGUUUUUUUUAAAGUAAUGGAACUCAUUUUAUUUACAGUAACUUAAUAUAUUGCAAGUCAAAACGUCUAUAAAAUAUAAAUUAUACUCAUCUUUUCAUUGCUUUCAAGCUUUCACUUUUUAAUUUGUUCCAAUUGAAAAAUGGGGAGAUGGUAAAUGUGACAAGGUGGAGGUAUAUCCACAAUAUCCUAGAAGUAAUACGGGAGGCCCAUGGGAUCACUAAUGUGUUGUCACCCGUAUUGAACCAACCGCCUUACAGCAAGUUGUAGAUACAUACAACUGGGUGUAUCCACGGAAGAUUUCCGGAAGACUUAGAGUAAUUUUUGUAUAAAAUGCUAACAAAUGUAAUAGAAUAAUAAACUGUGAUAUGAAGGUA
Homarus americanus (American lobster) is the source of this 6279-nucleotide messenger RNA. Its product is annotated as mediator of RNA polymerase II transcription subunit 13-like. Gene Ontology annotation, cellular component: spindle pole; centrosome; microtubule. The record is from RefSeq and is a predicted model, not a curated record. Gene Ontology annotation, biological process: positive regulation of cytokinesis. The transcript is spliced from 5 exons. Lineage: Eukaryota; Metazoa; Arthropoda; Malacostraca; Decapoda; Nephropidae. The coding region runs from base 194 to 2035 and encodes 613 amino acids.